AUGGGAGGACAAGCGGGGACGUCUCCUUGCCAGCUUCUAACGCAGGUGUGCCUUUCCCUUGCAGCCCACACGCUGAUCUGUUUUUCGUGCUCGGAUGCAUCCUCGAACUGGGCCUGUCUGAAGCCUGUCAAGUGUGGGGAGAAUGAAAACCACUGUGUGACAACGUAUGUCGGAGUGGGAAUCGGCAGCAAGUCUGGGCAGUCCAUCUCCAAAGGAUGCUCGCCAAUUUGUCCCAGUGCCGGGAUUAACCUCGGCAUAGCGGCUGCCUCCGUUUACUGCUGCGACUCCUUCCUGUGCAACAUCAGUGGUUCCAGCAACGUGAAAGCCAGCUACGCGGUCCUGGCCUUGGGGAUCCUGGUCAGCUUCGUCUACGUCCUCAGGGCUCGAGAGUGAUGGGGCUGGGCAAGGAAGACCCAGCGCCCUGGGGACGUUGCAGACUCCCCCGGCGCGGCGUCAGAAGCCCGCCUGUGAAGCUGCGCUGCGACUGUCAGCGGUGCCCCGUCUUCCAAGUGCCAUCUCAGAUCUUGUUAGCCAAUAUCUUCUCUGUUGCUGUCCACAAGGAGACCCUGUACUUCUCAGCAGGCCUCAAAGAUGAUCGUUUCCCAGACUUUAUGCUCUUUCGGCAUCAGAGACCUGGGAGGUUGGGCUGAACAGUUCUCCUCCUUCUGUGGACAUACCCCACUGCAGUCUUACACCUCCUGGCAAAGCUGGAUUGUUUUGGAAGGGUUUCUGCUUUUAUACCUGUACCCCUGAUUUCUAAGAUUGAUUAAAACAAGGUUGGGACUCACCAAGAAACAAUUAUCCACAAGCAUCACUAAACAAAGUAUUUAGACGUUCCUGCCUCUCGCCUCUGCAGAGGUUUCUGGCGCUGGCGUGCCCCAGCACGAGGGUGGCCCAGGCACUGGGAAUGCAUCCCAGUGUCUCCAAAGGGAGACACGUUCCUGGCCCCUGCAGCUGGAGUCUCUUUUUAUAAAUCAUGUCAUUUCUUCCAAUCCUGGGCUGACUUUUCCGGAAAACGAAUGAAGUGUACCUUGUCCCUCUGAGCUCUGUAAGUGCCAGACCUGAAUAAACAUACUCCUGUUGUUACCUGA
Struthio camelus australis is the source of this 1091-nucleotide messenger RNA. Lineage: Eukaryota; Metazoa; Chordata; Aves; Struthioniformes; Struthionidae. The record is from RefSeq and is a predicted model, not a curated record.